ACGCCAGCCCUGGGUACAGUUCAGUGCAAGCUACUGCUGCCUAACAACGGUCAACCAGCGCGUCACACAAAGUUCAACCACGUAGUCAGUGAUGGAUUACUAUUACAGCCUCAUUUCACCGCCCUGCCAGAGCGCAAUCCUGGUUGCCAAGAAGCUGGGCAUUACGCUGAACCUGAAGAAAACGAACGUGCACGAUCCGGUUGAACGUGAUGCAUUGACUAAGCUUAAUCCGCAACAUACCAUCCCCACGCUGGUGGACAAUGGGCACGUCGUGUGGGAAUCGUACGCGAUCGUGACGUAUCUGGUGGAGGUGUACGGCAAGGAUGACACGCUCUACCCGAAGGACCCGAAGGUGCGGUCCGUCGUGAACCAGCGGCUCUUCUUCGACAUUGGCACGCUGUACAAGCAAAUCAUCGACAUUAUCCAUCUGGUUGUGAAGAAGGAGCAACCGACCGACGAGCAGAUGGAGAAGCUGAAGAAAGCGAUGGAUCUGCUGGAGCACUUCCUUACCGAACGAUCGUACGCGGCCGCCGAUCACCUGACGGUGGCAGACAUCUGUCUGCUCGGCAGUGUGACCGCACUGAACUGGCUGAAGUACGAUCUCGAACCGUUCCCGCACAUUAAGGGAUGGGUGGCGCGUGUGACCGGGGAAAUUCCGGACUACGCCGAGUUCCGGAAAGACGUGGAGGAAGCUACCAAAGCGUACGUCGCUAGCAAAAAGUGAUGGAAAGGAAUGGGAAGCCGAGAAUAGUUGGGAGGGAACAGUGCAAGGGAUUGAAAGUGUAACUGCAUUAGCAACACUCAAGUGGUAGACUAUUGUGUCAGGGAUGAAAGGUGAUAAAUGAAUUAAAGUAUUAAGUGCACUUUCGUGUCACCCAUGAGUCCACAUUUUCGUUCAACCUAAAUAUAUGUAAUCUAAUCUAA
Anopheles merus is the source of this 924-nucleotide messenger RNA. Its product is annotated as glutathione S-transferase D5-like. Gene Ontology annotation, biological process: glutathione metabolic process. The transcript is spliced from 2 exons. NCBI's taxonomy places the organism in Eukaryota, Metazoa, Arthropoda, Insecta, Diptera, Culicidae. The record is from RefSeq and is a predicted model, not a curated record. Gene Ontology annotation, molecular function: glutathione transferase activity. Bases 92 to 724 code for a protein of 210 amino acids.